Molecule: messenger RNA, 534 nt
Organism: Clonostachys rhizophaga
Lineage: Eukaryota; Fungi; Ascomycota; Sordariomycetes; Hypocreales; Bionectriaceae
Source: the annotation of a GenBank genome assembly
AUGAAUGCCAAUCUCAACAAUACCAAUGUUGAGGACGCGCCGGAUUUUGCCGUGCCAGACGAUCUUGCCGAGGACGAGGACGGAUAUACCAUCAAUGCCCCGGUUCCUGAUGAAGACUACGACGAGUCGGAGAUCGAUUUCGACGAUGGCGAAGGUCAGGACAAUGAAGCCUAUGAGGAGGCGCGCAUCGAUGCUGCAGCUUAUGAUCAUGAGGCGGCCCUCAGCAAUAACAACGGCUAUAACUCGGAGCUCGACGAUACCGCUCUGUUUGGCGCCAAGUAUGACUUCGAUAACGACUCUGAUAUGGAGUCUGUCCACACUACUCCCGACUACAGCAGCCAGGGUACACUUCUCCCACCUCUGUCACCUACCGCCGGUCUCAGCUACAUUGAAGAGCCUGAGGAUUUAUAUGGAGCUACGCCGCCAGAGGCGCCCGCCGCCAAUGUCAAUGCAUCCAAUGCCAACGAGCUCGUGGAUACGGCACCGCCGCCGCCGCCCAUGCAGACGCCUGCCAACGAGCAGGACGCUGAGUGA